Messenger RNA from Sipha flava (yellow sugarcane aphid), 1404 nucleotides. RefSeq names its product nudC domain-containing protein 2-like. Gene Ontology annotation, biological process: protein folding. Gene Ontology annotation, cellular component: cytoplasm. The transcript has 4 exons. NCBI's taxonomy places the organism in Eukaryota, Metazoa, Arthropoda, Insecta, Hemiptera, Aphididae. The record is from RefSeq and is a predicted model, not a curated record. Bases 746 to 1222 code for a protein of 158 amino acids.
UAGAACUUAAUAUUUAGUAAGUAGUAAUUGACACUUGACGACAAACGACAGAGCAAAUAAUAUUUAAUACCUAAUACCUAUGUAUUUUGUAAUAUACCUAUACUUCAUAGUCUAUUCAGAGUUACGACUUUACGAGUGCUUACAACUAUCGAUAAAUAUCGAAAUGUUAUGAACUGCGGUGCAUUCCAGGAAUUUUAUUGAAAAACUAUGGUCGAGUGCCAGACUUCCGGGUAAUCCUAAUAAUAAUCACAGGGGGUCGCGAGUACAUAUAUAAGGAUACGUUGUCCCGGUGAUCGAAAACGGCGACAACCGAGAUAAUUAUAAAGCCAUUAAAACCUGUAUCAACGCAUGUCUAAAAAAAUAACUUGGAAUCAAUUAGUAUGAAAAAAUAGUUGGAUAUAUCAAUAUUACAUAAUAUAUGCAUCAAUAUUAUAUCGAUAUAUCGGUAUAUAAAUAUCCAUGCGAUAUUUUCGAUAAUAUCAGACUGUAAUAUCGAUGAAACGAUAAUAUCGAUGUUGGUUGCACAUCCCUAACUUUGUCAUGAUCAUAAUAAAACGAGUGAUGUGAUGGUAUGUAUGUUGGUGUAUGUUGAUAGUUGAGUCGGUGUUUGUUUUUAAGCAUUUUUAUCGUAAACUGUUAAACUUAGUAACUAGUGGUUACUACAGCAGUUAACCUAACCUAACGUCGGAGUAUAGAUUAAACCUAUCUAAUGCAACUAAAUUCGAAUUCAAUUUCUGAUUGAAUUAUGGCUGCUAGUAAUUUUGACGAAAAAAGUGGUAUUGUACCUUGUAAUACAGAGUGGGGUAGGUGGUGGCAAACCUUAGAAGAAUUGCAUAUCGAAGUGAAAUUUACUGUAAGCACCCGUUCAAAGGAUGUCAAAGUCAAUGUUACCAAUUCAAGUAUUACUUGUCAAAUUUUAGGGAAAACUUUAUUUUCUGGAAAUUUAUUUAGAAAAGUACAUGCAGACGAAACUGUUUGGACAUUAGAAGAUAAUGGUACUCUCUUAAACAUUGUAUUGGCUAAAGCAGACUUCAUCAAAAAAGAAAUUGUUUGGGAAGCUUUAAUGGAAGAUGGGUCAUACAGAGCAGAUCCUGUAACCUAUCAUGAAAUGAGAAAAAAAAUGGAUCUUGAAAGGUUCCAAAUUGAGUAUCCUGGAAUGGACUUCAGCAAAGCACAGCUUCAGAAAAAUUAUGACACUGUACCCGGCCUCAAUACUCAAUAAUUUUUGGUUAAUUACAUUAUUAUGUACUAUUAAUCUUAUACUUAUGUAUGUAGACUAUAUUUUUAGUAAGCUAAGGUUUAAAUAUUACUUUAAAUUGUAUUUUUCAUUUGUUAGGAUCAAUGUAAAAUUACUGUUCCUCCUUUAUCAAUUUGUUUUAUUAUAUACCUUGUUCCUUCGAUGUA